Molecule: messenger RNA, 289 nt
Organism: Racocetra persica
Lineage: Eukaryota; Fungi; Glomeromycota; Glomeromycetes; Diversisporales; Gigasporaceae
Source: the annotation of a GenBank genome assembly
AUGAUUCAAGAUGACAAUUAUAGUUGUCUUUCUUUGUCCCCUGAAGCGAGUUCCUCUUUGUCUCAUAUCAGACGCGAAAAUACUAUAUUCCAAGAUGAUGAUAUUAAUUUUUUCUCUAUACCACCUGAGACUAGUUUUAUUUUUCCUUAUACCGAAUAUGAUACUAUGACUCAGGACAAUGAUAAUAAUUAUUCCUCUUCGAUUACUGUGACAAGUUCUUUCCCAAGUUUUUCUGAGAAUAAAGAUAUGCUGGAAGAACCGCACUAUUAUUUGUUUGAUUCAGAUUCUA